Molecule: messenger RNA, 1722 nt
Organism: Silurus meridionalis
Lineage: Eukaryota; Metazoa; Chordata; Actinopteri; Siluriformes; Siluridae
Gene: nek2
Product: NIMA-related kinase 2
Exons: 9
Coding region: 131-1429 (432 amino acids)
Biological process (GO): protein phosphorylation
Molecular function (GO): protein kinase activity; ATP binding
Source: RefSeq, a predicted model, not a curated record
UUGUCUGUUGAAGGAGGUGUGUGGAUUUGAAUGUGUGAGCGGAUAGUUGAGCGGUUGUGCGUCAUUAUCACCGUGUUUAGGCUGCAUUACAGGGUAAUUCUAGUGUGUUUUGGGCGGUUUUGUGGACACGAUGCCGUCGCGCACUGAGGAUUAUGAAGUUAUCUGCACCAUAGGCUCCGGCUCGUACGGAAAAUGCCAGAAAAUCCGGAGAAAAUCCAACGGAAAGAUCCUGGUAUGGAAGGAGCUUGAUUAUGGCUCCAUGGCUGAGGUGGAGAAGCAGAUGUUGGUGUCUGAGGUAAACCUGCUGCGGGAGUUAAGACAUCCUAACAUCGUUCGUUAUUACGACCGCAUCAUCGACCGCACAAACGCCACUCUGUAUAUCGUGAUGGAGUUCUGCGAGGGAGGAGACCUGGCCACUCUCAUAACCAAGUGCAUUAAAGAGCGGAAAUACCUGGAGGAGGAGUUUAUCCUGAGAGUCAUGGCUCAGCUGUCUUUAGCGCUAAAGGAGUGUCAUGGGCGCAAUGAUGGAAGCAGCACGGUCCUUCAUCGUGAUCUAAAACCUGCCAACAUCUUCCUCGAUGCCAAGCAGAACGUAAAACUCGGAGAUUUUGGCCUGGCACGGAUACUUAAACACGACACGAGCUUCGCUAAAACCUUUGUGGGAACUCCUUAUUACAUGUCACCUGAACAAAUGAAUCACAUGUCCUACAAUGAAAAGUCGGACAUUUGGUCUUUAGGAUGUUUACUGUAUGAACUCUGUGCUUUGUCUCCACCCUUUACAGCCUACAACCAGGAGGAGCUAGCUGAAAAGAUCACAGAGGGGAAGUUCAGGAGGAUUCCAUACAGAUUCUCUAAUGAGCUGAACACACUGCUGUGCAGGAUGCUGCAUUUAAAGGAUUACCUGCGUCCCUCGGUGGAGUCGAUCCUCCAGAGCUCCUUAAUCUCUACGUAUGUGGCUCAGGAGCAGAAGAAGGCUCAAGCAAGGCAGCAGCGGGGGUCAUGUGACCUGGAGCAGCCUAAAGUAACAGAGCUGAGGCUGAAGGAGCAGGCACUCCGCCAGCGUGAGCAGGACCUCAAGGAGCGAGAGGAGCGACUGGAGCAGAAGGAGCAGGAACUCUGCAGCAGGGAGAGAUUAGUGAACGAGAAGCUGGCCAGAGCUGAGAGUUUGAUGAAGGUGUAUAAUGUGAGGAGGCAGCAGAGGGCGCACUCUCCACUCUUUCCAGAAGACAGAGACGAGGGCGAGAACACGUCACCUGGAAAGAAGAAAGUCCAUUUUGCAGGCGACCGCAAAGAGAACGUGUGGCCUGAGCAGAGGGUCGGCAUCAGAAGUGAGGAGUGUGUGCUCGUUAAGAAACUGCAGGCGGUUAAUAUAGGAGAAGUGGAGAGGAAGUACCCGCUGAAGUGCAGGCCCCUGCAGGGGAUUCGCUAAACACAGACAUCUCACAAAGGGUUCCAUGAUUAUAGACUUUAUAAGAUGCACAUCAUCUCUAGGUGGAUAACUUGGUCUUGCUGUAGGUGCAGGUCUUUUCAUGCAGCUUAAUAGCAAGGAUUUCAAACAAUGGCAAAACAAUUUGGCCAAAGGUCCAACACUGAAGAAUUGUAUUUAAUUUGUUUCUGAGAGUGUGUGUGUGUGUGUGUGUGUGUGUGUGUGUGUGCUGAACUUAUUUUAUUUAUAGUUAUGAAAAAUACUUGAACAUUUAUUGUGUGGAUAAAAAGCAAAAA